This is a messenger RNA of Arvicanthis niloticus (Nile rat), 477 nucleotides long. The record is from RefSeq and is a predicted model, not a curated record. NCBI's taxonomy places the organism in Eukaryota, Metazoa, Chordata, Mammalia, Rodentia, Muridae.
AUGAUCCUGGUGGCAGCAGGACUUUUCUGGAAGUUGGUGGAAGCCAUUGGUCAUACAACAGUGGUCAGGAACAUCCGAGUAAGCGUCACAUAUAAUGAAUGUUGUUGGCUGACAUCUUUGAAGGACGAGAAGUCCGAUGACAACAACUGUGAUGACCCAUUGGCCAACUUCCUCUCACCAAUGGCUUUCUCCAGUUCCUCAGAUCUCACUGGAAGUUCCAGCUCAGCUCAAUUGAACUGGAGAAUGGGAACUGGUGGUUGGUCCCCAGCAGAUUCUAAUAACCAACAGUGGCUCCAGAUUGACCUAGGAAACAGAGUGGAGAUUACAGCUAUAGCCACACAGGGAAGAUACGGGAGCUCUGACUGGGUGACAAGCUAUCGCCUGAUGUUUAGUGACACGGGGCACAACUGGCAACAGUACAAUCAAGAAGACAGCAUCUGGGCAAGCACCCCACUCUUAUACAUCUAUGGAAAAUGA